This is a messenger RNA of Cataglyphis hispanica, 3541 nucleotides long. RefSeq names its product RNA-binding protein MEX3B. The record is from RefSeq and is a predicted model, not a curated record. The transcript has 2 exons. Gene Ontology annotation, molecular function: RNA binding. The coding region runs from base 1083 to 2366 and encodes 427 amino acids. NCBI's taxonomy places the organism in Eukaryota, Metazoa, Arthropoda, Insecta, Hymenoptera, Formicidae.
GUCAGUCGCAGUGGUAACACGAGCGAGAGGGUAGUUGCACGCGCCUGCCUUCGAAAGGAAAGAUCGCGGUGAAGAGAGGUGAGUGAGAGAGCGUGGGACAGACGGAGGGAGCAAAGAAGAGAGGAUCACGAGCGGGAAAGGGAAAGAAGGGAGCGGAAACAGAGCGAGCGAGCGCGCGCCCCUUGCCUUGGUUUUCAGUGUUUCGGUCUCGCGCGACGACUCAACCUCUCGUGUACGGUCAAGUCAGUCGGCCGGUUACGAGGCAGCCGAACAACGCGAUACGAACUGUCGUUACAUCGUUCGGUCUUCGGGUGGAGAGAGAGAGAGGAGCGAGAGAAACGAACGAACGAAAGCAUCGGUCGAAACACGCAACGUCAGAGACAGACAGAGAGAGAGAGAGAGAGAGAGAGGAGCGGUUAUACGAACGCUCGUGGAACGGACGAACUGUACGGGUACGAUAGAGAGACAGAGCAGUGGGGAUAUCGAGAAGGCCAUAUUCGUCGCCGGUUCGCGGGUUACGUACGAGACAUCACAACCACACGACCGGCGUGUGUUCCGGCGCGAGAAGGAACGAGCGACUGAUCAUUACUACAUCGCGUCAUCGUCGCGAAUCAACAUUCACGAGAGAAGAUCGGUGAAUACGCUACGAGCGGAAGAGGUAACGAUCGUCGAAAUCGAACCGACGACGAAUUAUUACCACCACGCGGUGCGGUGUCGUUCGAAUAUCCGUUUUUUUUUAAACGUGUAUACGUAAUCGUCGAACGUGAAUUACGUUGUCGCCGUGUCGUGACAUUCGCAGCUAUAUUCAUCGUACCGGUGGAAGUUGUCUCAUUCUUCGUCGCCGCAUACGUACCACGAUCGUUGUCCCUCGAUCAUUGCCACCGAGAAGGUACGAACCGUUCCGCCUCGUUUGUUCGAUAAAGAAGAGACGACGGAGGAGAAGUGAGGUCGACGACAGCUUUAUAUACGCGGUGAACAGCAGCGUGGACUCUAGUGCGACGAGUUUUCGACGAGCAUCGUCCAACCUCGUCUUGACCGGUGUUAUACGAAGAUACGAGUAAUUACACAUAGUAUAGAGCGAAAUGCCGACGAGUUUGUUCAGCGAGAUGGACCGUGGCUCGAAUGCCGGCGGCGCCGGCGCCUCCUUCGAGGAUCAGCGCGCCUUUCAGCUCGCCUUCGAGCUGUCGAUGCUCGGUCUGGAGGGUUCAUCCGGAUGUCCCGGAGCCGGCACCGGCAACGGCACUACCAACGAUCCGGAUCCGUUGCAGACCACACCGGCUGUCUUCGAGGAGGCGCGUUCUAAGAAGAGCCAGAACAUGACCGAGUGCGUGCCGGUGCCCAGCAGCGAACACGUGGCAGAGAUCGUCGGCCGACAGGGCUGUAAGAUCAAAGCGCUUCGAGCGAAGACAAAUACCUACAUCAAGACGCCCGUGCGCGGUGAAGAACCUGUAUUCGUGGUGACAGGACGCAAGGAAGAUGUGGCCCGUGCGAAGCGCGAGAUUCUUUCGGCCGCGGAGCACUUUUCGCAGAUCCGCGCUUCGCGCAAAAGCUCGUUGGGCGCACUGCUCGGAGCGCCACCCGGACCACCCGCUACCGUGCCCGGUCACGUGACGAUUCAGGUACGAGUGCCCUACAGAGUGGUAGGUCUGGUUGUCGGGCCAAAGGGUGCGACCAUCAAACGAAUUCAGCAUCAGACGCACACUUACAUCGUGACGCCCAGUCGCGACAAGGAGCCAGUAUUCGAGGUAACAGGCCUGCCGGAUAGCGUAGAGGCAGCCAGACGCGAGAUCCAGGCGCACAUCACUUUGCGAACCGGCGCCGCGCCCGGCAUCGUUGGCGACGAAAACGAGCUGUUGGGCGUACUCUGUCGCGGCGGUCUUAGCUCAGUCCUCGGUAUUCAAAAUAUUGAUCAACAGGGAUCUAACAGCUCUACCAGUUCGAACGGCGCGUUUUCAAGCAGCGGCAGCUGCAGCAGUUCGUCCAGCAGCACUGGAGCAAUCGGGCUGAACGACCUUGUUGCUAUUUGGGGCGCCGGGCUGGAAAGAGACGAGGGACUGGGCGAGUCGCCGUCAUUCGAGUCGCAGCCAACCUCGACAACGUCGAUCUGGUCGUUCCCGAGCGUCACGCUACCCUCGAGGCCUUCGCCACCGGCGACGGCAAGCCCAGCGUCGCCCACAGAUUCGCUUCUAGGUGGCGCACGGCGUGAGUGCGUUGUUUGCGGUGACAAGGAAGUCACCACGGCAUUGGUGCCCUGUGGACACAAUCACUUUUGCAUGGACUGCGGCAAUCGGGUCUGCGACAGCCAGGAUCCAAGCUGCCCGGUCUGUAAUAGGCGCGUCCUGCAGGCGCUCCGUAUCUUUUCCUAAGAGGGGCCCCAUCGAGCCGCCGCCCAUCAGUCUCCCGUAUGAUGUGACACCGCUAGUGCACGCAGCGGCUGCAUCAGCAACUUACCUUCUACCGCUCCUCGAGCAUCACGGUCGGCUGAUAACUGCUCCAGUACGCACGACGACAAGAGUGGAGAACAACGUUGGCGACAACGCCGAUGUCUGCGCGACGAUUUUAUUGGCGUCUUCAGGGUCAACCUUUCAUCUUCGCUGUCGUCAUCGUUCUACUAUGCUGGUGUGUGACGCCGUCGUCGUCAGGAGACCGAACGCGCACAAUGUCUCAAUUCCACGGCUGCCAAUAAUCUCUUUUACGCGACGGGAAUUCGCCUCGACGAAUUGCUCAUUUGGGUCGAUUGUCGUCGAGUUUGUCGAAUUCUCGCUGACCGGAUACAACGAAGCCAGCUUUUAAGUUCUACGAGAUAUAUAUUUAAAGAGAGAGAGAGAGAGAGAGAGAGAGAGAGAAAGAGACAGAGACAGGGAUGGAUACACUCACCCACCGUCAUCGUUCCCCCACUCCUCCUAUAUGUCAUUUGUCUGUUCCUUGUCUUUUGCAUAGAUUGGGCUCGCGGCUCGUCGAGUACUCUAAUAAACCUCGAGAUAUGAAAGAUGACGGUACGAGAGUAUUGAAUAAGUAUUACCAUUGUACCGUCAGGACUGACGUGUGAGAAAGAGCCUCUCUAUCGCCCGCAAAAGAUCGACGCUGCGAUAUUCUGCGACUGAUAUUAUUAGUAGCGAGACUGAUGGUUACCGAGACGCUACUUUCUGUUUUUUUUUUUAUUUUUUUUUUCAUCGCGGAGGCUACGGUCCGAACAUGGAUCGAUCGAGUCGCAAACCGACCGGCUUUAUCGCCGACCUCUUGACUAUGCUUGACAUCGCCGGUGUUUUGUUGUUUUUAAAAAUUCUCUGCUCGUUCCUGUAAUCUCUUUGGGUCGAACGUUUGCUGGGGACGGAGGCUGCUUGCUUAGCAUGAUGGAUCUUAGAGCUUCUCAAUUUCUUUUUUUUUUUAUAACUAUGACUGAAUAAUGAACCACGUUCAAAUCAUAUCCAAAGAUAUAACUUUUCAUUUUUCGAUCGCUUUUAAGCUUAUACAUACAUACAUACAUACAUACAUACAUACAUAUAUACAUAUAUACAUACAUACAUACAUACAUAUAUAC